AUGUAUAAAAAUGGUUGUGCAAUUGAAAGAAUACUAAGACAUAAAUUAUGCAAAAAUGACUUUGAUAAUUUACUAUUUUGGUCUGAUUCCAUUUGUCAUUUAGAUAAUGAGAAACCACAAUUUAAACAUUUUAUUAUUGGACAAGAAUGGUUAUAUACAAUGAAUCAUCCACAAAGACAAUUAGAUUGUAGAAUACAUUUCAAUUCUAUUUUAGAUAUUGAAUGUAUUGGAGAUUUAGCAAUGUUUCUAACAUGUCAAAUAACACGAAAUUAUAAUCAUAUUUGUGUGAAAUUUAUCAAUAAACAGAUUCAACAACAACAACGAAAAACCGUUAAAUCUAUUAAGAAUACUAAACAAAAUGUCAAGGCAACCAACUGACAACAGAACUCAGAAAAACAACGAAAUGCUUAUUUGUUUUUCUUUCAUUGUGAAUAUGACUGUACAAGACACUUGGAUUUCUUUGGCAAAAUAACAUCUGUCACUUCAUUAAUCAAACAACUAGUUCAAUGCUUCAUUUUAUUAUGUUAGAAGACAGUUGUUUAAUGCUUCCUAGUUUUAACGGAUUGCCCAGAGUAAAUUUUCAGUUGAAUUCAAUUGAGAAUUUUAAUAUUCAAUACAGUUUACAGAUAAAAUAGAAAAAGUCGAGAAGAAAUGUGCUAUCAUAGAUGAUGUGAAUAUUGAUCAACAAACUGGGAUAUUAACCUCUAAAGUUACAGAAAAUGAUCAUGAUCCAGUUAUGAGUGUCAUUCGAAAAUUACACAUCUAUUUAACCGAUAGAAAUUUUAUUGGAUAUGAUAUUUUACAAAAAUCAAUAAAUGGAUGGUAUUAUUCUAAUAAACAAUUCAAACAUAUGAUUACAAAUUUAAUGAAUUUAACACAUUUUCAAUUAUACCAAACAUCAUCAAUCAAACAAUCCCUUUCAUCAUCAUCAUCAUCAUCAUCCUCACCAUCCUUAGAAGAAGAUAAUAUUGAAAGAUUAAUUGCUAAGGCAACUAGAAAGAAUACAAUAAUCUAUUCAACAACAGCGGAUAAUGAAGAUUUACAACAAUUAAUGAAUAUGUUUAAACCAUUCUGUAAAAAUGUUACCAUGGAUACAAGUAAUACUCAAAUGAACAAUCAUAUGGAUACAUUCACUAUAUAUAUAAAUAAAUUAGAUCAUUGGAUUAAUAAAACUAAAAUGAUCAAUGAAUUCAUACAUAAAAAACAGAACAAUUUAAAUAUUAUCCAUCUUAUAAAUGAACAAUUAAAUCAAUUAGAUCAUAAUUUAACAAUCAUUUUGGAUAAAUAUCCUUUAGAUGUUUGUAUAAGAUUAUCUAAUCAACUGAUUACAAUUAUGGAGCUUCUUUUAACUCAAGUAACAUUUACAUUGCCGGCUCAACCAAUUUGUCUUGGAAACAAAGAAACACAAAUAUGCGUUGAACUAGAAGACCGUGAUAAACACAUCAUAGGAACUCAAUCAAGGCAAACAACAAGUCAUCGCAUGAAACUGGUCAUUCAUUUAAUGAAAAUAAUCAAUUUAUUACUAUCAUACAUUUUGCCAAUAUUUACACAAUCCAAUAGAAAUCUUAGUCUACAGAAUAAGGAUAAAAUCACAAUAACUGUGAAUGAGAAAGUUAUGAGAAAAAAACUGGAAAACGUUAUUUCACAUCUCAUUGAACACUUAGUACAGUUACCAUGUGUAAUUGAUGACUUCUCUUUAGAUGUAUUAUAUAAGGAAAGUACUCAACAGCCUAAUUGUUUUCAAAUUGAAUUGGAGACAUGGAUUCAAAGAUAUGAAAUGGAAAGAUUAGAUAUAAUGAGUAAAGAAUAUGUCCAUGUUGAUCAAUGGUUACAAGAUAUUUCAAAAAAUGAUCCAUAUGCAAUCACAGUAUCAACAAUCAGAAGUAUUUUCAAUGAUCAUCCUGAAAUUGGUAUUUUCAUACAUCAAUUCAAUGAUCAAAUUAAUUGUUUCUUUUCUGAACUUAUAUUAAACACAUCACAUUUAUCAAUCAUAUUGAAUAGAACAAACAAUCUCAAUGGAAUUGUUCAUCAAGAUGAUUGGAUAAAACUUAUCAUUCAUAAUAUGAUUAUCAUGAAAUCAAAUAAAUCAAUAAUCUAUUUAUUAAAUUGUCUAUUAGCUCAUGCAUCUACAACAUUUAAUAUAAUGAAUUCAAAAAAACUAACCAAUACUACUCAUACUACUAAUGUUAACACUACUACUCAUACUACUCAUACUACUAAUGCUAACACUAAUACUCAUACUACUCAUUCUACUAAUGCUAACACUACUACUCAUAAUACUACUACUAAUACUACUAGUGCUAACACUAAUACUCAUACUACUACUACUACUACUACUACUACUACUACUACUACUACUACUACUACUACUAGUAGUAGUAGUAGUAGUAGUAGUAGUAGUAGUAGUAAUAUGGAACAUAAAGAAGAAUCUAUAUCCACAAUUAUUCGAUCAUUAUUUAUUAUAGAUUGGUUCACUGAACAAUAUCCAUAUUUAAUUGAUACAUUAAUAAAUAUAGAUUAUAAAGAUUUACUUUAUAUUUUCAAUAUAAAUAGUAUUAUAUCUAUAACAGAUAAAUUCAAUGAAAUAUCUCCAAUGAAUUUAAUACAAAUCAAGUUGAUUAAAUGUAUUCUAAUUGCAUUAAUAAGUCGAUUAUAUGAGAAACUUAAUAUUAUCAGUGAAAUUUCAUAAACAAUGUUACAUAACGAGUAAUGAUUUGAUCAAGUACAAUGAGAACAAUGUACAUAAUUAAUUUCUUAAAAUGAUAUAUAUCUGACAUUGAAUCGUAUCUUGAAGAGUAACUUAGUUGAUUAGGUAUAUCUAUCAGUUAUAAGUACUUAAUUGUAUUGUGUUGUGUUGUGUUGUAUUGUAAAUCUUUUCACAUAGUAAAUAUACUGAUUCAUUGAUAUUCAGUAGUGUAAAGUUCAGUUUACACAGAUCUGGGAAGCUGGGAGAACCAGUUCCCUCAAGAUUACAGGUAUAUCUUACUGACGAGUAUGGCAAGUGGCACGAAACCCGAGUCCAGGGUUUCCUGUUGACCACCUCCAGCCACCAUCUUAUCUCAACAUAGUGCACGCAGUGUCGUGUCACCAAGACUGGUGGUCACAUUGCAACUUGGUCGGUAGCAUUCGAUCUGCACUAAGAAGGACUUUUGCACCACUUUUCCUAACCUUCGAAUAAUAACUUAAAGCAAAGACCGAAUACAUAGAAGCAAAUAAGAGAGAGAAAAGGAGCAUUAGAGCUAACACUCAGAAAUACGUGGAAGACAUGAAAACGAUAGCGGAAAUGCAAGACAAAUACAUGAC
Molecule: messenger RNA, 3303 nt
Organism: Schistosoma haematobium
Lineage: Eukaryota; Metazoa; Platyhelminthes; Trematoda; Strigeidida; Schistosomatidae
Exons: 7
Coding region: 737-2689 (650 amino acids)
Source: RefSeq, a predicted model, not a curated record